Molecule: messenger RNA, 780 nt
Organism: Salvia hispanica
Lineage: Eukaryota; Viridiplantae; Streptophyta; Magnoliopsida; Lamiales; Lamiaceae
Product: putative receptor-like protein kinase At2g39360
Biological process (GO): protein phosphorylation
Molecular function (GO): protein kinase activity; ATP binding
Source: RefSeq, a predicted model, not a curated record
AUGGCAUCGUCCUCGGCGAAAAUAAACUGUCGCAAAUUCACUCUGAAUGAGAUCAGGGAUGCCAUCAAGGGCAAUAUCCAACAAGACAAAAGAAAAGUAUCUGUGGCUGUGAAGUGGCUUAAACCAACUUCCAAUGAAAGGGGGUCAGGAUUUGAUGAGGAGAUCGCUGCACUAAUAGAGAUCAAACACUGCAACAUCGUCUCUCUUAUUGGCUACUGUGAUGAUAAGGUAAAGGAGAUUCUUGUGUAUGAAUAUGUAGCCUAUUCUACACUAGACUAUCACCUCCACGAAAGGCCAUACACUGGCGACAAAACACAUCUCAAGUGCAAUGAACGACUUGGUAUAUUAAUUGGAUCUGCUCGGGGUUUGUAUCAUCUUCACCACGGCAUCUGCACCAACUCAUUUAUUCAUCGCGACAUCAAGAGUGCGAAUAUCCUUCUACAAGAUAAUUUGGUGGCUCAAAUUGGAGAUUUUGGCUUGGCCAAAUCUGUAGCCUUGGAUGAUCAUGAUCCACUUGACAAUGUUGCUAAGCCUAUAGGCAUGUUAGGGUAUACGGAUCCAUACUACUUGUACAAUGAGGUAGUUACAAGAGCUAGUGACACAUAUUCCUUUGGCAUCAUGAUAUUUGAAGUAUUGAGUGGAAGACGGGUAGUUGACGAAAUGACGAUAGUCGUCCACAGGAAGAACGCGACUUCGCCGAUUGGGCUAAACGGAGGGUUCCCAAUACCUAUCCCCUCAGAAAUUGAGAAAAAUGCCUUGUUUUUUAACAUCUCUCUGUAA